CGUAUUCAAAACAAGAACAAGAACCAAAAUGUUCGCUAAAGUUACCCUCGUUGCCCUUUUUGCUGUAUCGGCUGUUUUAGCUGGUGGACAUGGUGGUGAAUCAUACGCAAACACCAAUUUGUAUGCUUAUGGUGGUGGACACGGCGGAGAUGGGGGUCAUGGUGGACAUGGUGGAGAUGAUGGUCAUGACUACUAUGCUUACCCAAAAUAUGACUUCAAAUAUGGCGUUGCCGAUAAACACACUGGUGAUAACAAAGAGCAACACGAAGAACGUGAUGGGGAUGUUGUUAAAGGAUACUACACCCUUCACGAAGCUGAUGGAACCAUCAGAACUGUUCAUUACACCGCCGAUAAACACAAUGGAUUCAAUGCCCACGUUGUUAGAUCAGGACAUGCUGCCCAUCCAGCUGUUUACGGACAUGGAGGACAUGAUGGACAUUAUUAAUAAUUUUAAUUGUUAAUCAAUU
Molecule: messenger RNA, 467 nt
Organism: Onthophagus taurus
Lineage: Eukaryota; Metazoa; Arthropoda; Insecta; Coleoptera; Scarabaeidae
Product: cuticle protein 19-like
Cellular component (GO): extracellular matrix
Source: RefSeq, a predicted model, not a curated record